Loxodonta africana (African savanna elephant) is the source of this 2285-nucleotide messenger RNA. It is a transcript of the gene PIAS4, whose product is annotated as protein inhibitor of activated STAT 4. NCBI's taxonomy places the organism in Eukaryota, Metazoa, Chordata, Mammalia, Proboscidea, Elephantidae. Bases 187 to 1704 code for a protein of 505 amino acids. Gene Ontology annotation, cellular component: chromatin. The record is from RefSeq and is a predicted model, not a curated record. Gene Ontology annotation, biological process: regulation of transcription by RNA polymerase II; protein sumoylation. The transcript is spliced from 11 exons. Gene Ontology annotation, molecular function: transcription coregulator activity; zinc ion binding; SUMO ligase activity.
GAAGUAGUGGUUCAUGGCGCCUCCUUAAAUUUUGCGCCUGAGAAUUAGCAUCUCAGGGGAUAGGUCUUGAAAUAGAAUACAUUUAUGUCCUCUUUCUUCCCGCUUUGGACACAGGAAAGAAUGAGAUCCGCUGACUAUGGGCACUGGGGAGCCAAGGACAGCGUUUGAGCUCGGGAAGUUCAGAACAUGGUGAUGAGUUUUCGAGUCUCCGACCUUCAGAUGCUCCUGGGUUUCGUCGGGCGGAGUAAGAGUGGACUGAAGCACGAGCUGGUCACAAGAGCCCUACAGCUGGUCCAGUUCGACUGCAGCCCCGAGCUGUUCAAGAAGAUCAAGGAAUUGUAUGAGACGCGCUACGCCAAGAAGCACGCCGAGCCCGUCCCGCAGCCCCACCGGCCUCUGGACCCCCUGACCAUGCACUCAGCCUACGACCGGGCCGGCACGCUGCCCAGGACACCCCUCUCGGGGCCCAACAUUGACUACCCCGUGCUCUACGGGAAAUACUUAAACGGACUUGGACGGUUGCCCACCAAAAACCUCAAGCCAGAAGUCCGCCUAGUGAAGCUGCCCUUCUUUAACAUGCUGGACGAAUUGUUGAAGCCGACCGAGUUAGUCCCACAGAACAGCGAGAAGCUUCAGGAGAGCCCAUGUAUCUUUGCGUUGACGCCGAGGCAAGUGGAGCUGAUCCGGAACUCCAGAGAGCUGCAGCCGGGGGUCAGAGCUGUGCAGGUCGUGCUCAGAAUCUGCUACUCAGACACCAGCUGCCCUCAGGAGGACCAGUACCCACCCAACAUUGCCGUCAAGGUCAACCACAGCUACUGCUCAGUCCCGGGCUACUACCCCUCCAACAAGCCAGGCGUGGAGCCCAAGAGGCCCUGCCGGCCCAUCAACCUCACCCACCUCAUGUACCUGUCGUCUGCCACCAACCGCAUCACUGUCACCUGGGGCAACUACGGCAAGAGCUACUCCGUGGCCCUGUACCUGGUGCGGCAGCUGACCUCCUCAGAACUGUUGCAGCGGUUGAAAACCAUCGGGGUCAAGCACCCGGAGCUAUGCAAGGCGCUGGUCAAAGAGAAGCUGCGUCUGGACCCUGACAGUGAGAUUGCCACCACCGGUGUGCGGGUCUCCCUCAUCUGCCCGCUGGUGAAGAUGCGGCUGUCGGUGCCCUGCCGGGCAGAGACCUGCGCCCACUUGCAGUGCUUCGACGCCGUCUUCUACCUCCAGAUGAAUGAGAAGAAGCCCACCUGGAUGUGCCCCGUGUGCGACAAGCCGGCCCCCUACGACCAGCUCAUCAUUGAUGGGCUCCUCUCCAAGAUCCUGAGCGAGUGCGAGGACGCAGACGAGAUCGAGUUCCUGGCGGACGGCUCGUGGUGUCCCAUCCGCGCCGAGAAGGAGCGCAGCUGCAGCCCCCAGUGCCCCAUCCUGGUCCUCGGCACAUCUGACACCAACGGGCUCCUCUCUGCCCCCAACAUCAAUGGAGGUGGUGGCGUUGGCAGCGCAGCCAGUGGCAGCAGCGGCGGGGGCAGCGCAGCCAGCGGUGUGGAGAACGGGAAGCCAGGUGCCGACGUGGUGGACCUCACGCUGGACAGCUCGUCCUCCUCGGAGGAUGAGGAGGAGGAGGAGGAAGAUGAGGAGGACGAGGAUGAGGAGGGCCCCCGGCCCAAGCGUCGCUGCCCCUUCCAGAAGGGCCUGGUGUCAGCCUGCUGACCGCCCUGCAGACGCUCGACUUUCCUGGUGCUGACCGCGUGGAGGGCGCAGGCGGCCUAUGCCGGAGGAGGCGCCGUUUCGUUCGCUUUUCCCUGUCCUUCCUUUUGUUUCCUGGCCCAACCCCGGCUCCCGGCGCCUGUAGCUCUGGACUCCCAGCGGAGGAUUAAAAAAGUCAAACGACAGAAAAAUUUUUAAAAAGUACAAAAGAAAGGAAAAAUGAAACAAACACAAAAUCAAACUCUUCGAAACAAGGCGAACUGCCCUCCAGCUGAUUCCCUGGUUGGAGCUUCCGCCUGAAGACUGGAGCAGGCAGGGACCUUCCCGAUGCCCCUCGGACGUCACCACCACCUCCAGAGCCGUCUGUCCUUUCCGACGACCAUUCCAGCUGGUGCAGGGGGACCCGGGCUGCAGGUUGGGAGGCAGGCGCCCUCCAGCUACAGCCGCGUCUUCGUCGUCCCCCGGUUCCUUUGCUUUCUUUCUCUCUGCAGACGUGUCCCCUUGCCCAGAACUCCUCGCAAGCAGCGAGCCGUUUUAACCAAGAAGCCAUGGAGUGGGGGGAGGAGGCGGGUGGGAUUGGGAGG